UCCUCCUCCUCUUCCUCAUCCCAAUCAGCUUCAUAAUCAUUCUCUUCAUGAUCCUCCUCCUCCGUUUCUUCCUCAAUAUCCUCCUCUUCAUUACCAUCGUCAUCAACAUUACUUACCCCAUCAACAUUACUUACCCCAUCAACAUCACCAUUACCUUCACCAUCAACAUUACCUCCCCCAUCAACA
Messenger RNA from Oncorhynchus gorbuscha (pink salmon), 186 nucleotides. Its product is annotated as probable glycosidase CRH1. The annotation marks the transcript as partial. Lineage: Eukaryota; Metazoa; Chordata; Actinopteri; Salmoniformes; Salmonidae. The transcript is spliced from 2 exons. The record is from RefSeq and is a predicted model, not a curated record.